AUGGCCACAACGACAAUGGUGGUUUCGCCGUUGGCCACCCAAUCCCCGCCCAAAAACAAGAGACGCUUAUUUGCCGAGGCUCGCCAGAACAGUCUUCACAAACUCAGCGUAAUUUUCGACCAUGGAAAUAAGAAUGGCAAUGGUGGUGAGACAACGUGGUGUUUCAGUCAGGUCAAAGGCACGCUUGAGGAUGACGUGACAGAGGCGGAUCUGAUAUCCUGCGUUGAGUUCAACCACGACGGUGAACUGCUGGCCACUGGUGAUAAGGGCGGGCGUGUUGUUAUAUUUCAGAGAGACCCAGCGUCAAAGCAAUGUGUACCCAAAAAGGGUGAAUACAAUGUGUACUCGACGUUUCAAUCACAUGAACCGGAGUUCGAUUACCUCAAGUCGCUUGAGAUUGAGGAGAAAAUCAAUAAAAUUAGAUGGCUCAAACAGAAGAACCAAGCUCAUUUUCUACUCUCAACUAAUGAUAAGACUAUUAAACUAUGGAAGGUGUCGGAGCGUGACAAGCGCGUGACGGGCUACAACACGCGUGAGGAAGGCGGGCGGCCGCGGGACCCAGCGCGCGUCACGCAACUGCGUGUGCCCACUGUCAGACCCGCUGAUCUCAUGGUCGAAGCCUCGCCACGACGGAUAUUCGCAAACGCGCACACGUACCACAUAAACUCUAUAUCGUUGAAUUCUGACCAAGAGACGUACCUCUCGGCUGAUGACCUGCGAAUCAACCUCUGGCACCUGGAAAUCACCGAUCAAAGCUUCAAUAUUGUCGACAUCAAGCCGGCUAAUAUGGAGGAGCUUACAGAGGUGAUCACGGCCGCUGAGUUCCAUCCGACUGAAUGCAAUCUCUUUGUAUAUUCUAGUAGUAAGGGUACCAUCCGCUUGUGCGAUAUGCGCGCGGCCGCGCUGUGUGACCGACACGCGAAGCUCUUCGAGGAGCCAGAGGACCCACAAGCAAGGUCCUUCUUCUCGGAGAUCAUCUCUUCCAUCAGCGAUGUCAAGCUCAGCAACUCUGGCAGAUACAUGAUGUCUAGAGAUUACUUAGGUUUAAAAGUUUGGGAUUUUAGAAUGGAAACUAAACCCGUAGAAACAUAUCCAGUGCACGAAUACCUCCGAUCAAAAUUGUGCUCUUUGUAUGAGAAUGACUGUAUCUUCGAUAAGUUUGAAUGCUGCUGGAGUGGAGAUGAUCACAGGCUUAUGACCGGCUCCUAUAAUGGAUUCUUUAGAAUAUUCGAACGUAGCGGCGGCGGCGGUCGUCGUAACGAGCUGACGCUUGAAGCGUCGCGUGAGGCCGCAGCUCGACCGAGACAGCCUUUGCGCGCGCGUCGCGUCGCCACCACCGCUAAGAGGAAGAAGGAUGAAAUCAGCGUAGACUGCCUCGACUUCAUCAAGAAGAUUCUGCACACGGCGUGGCAUCCUCACGAAAGCAUCAUAGCCGUCGCCGCCACCAACAAUCUCUUCAUCUUCCAGGAUAAGUACUAG
Molecule: messenger RNA, 1479 nt
Organism: Pieris macdunnoughi
Lineage: Eukaryota; Metazoa; Arthropoda; Insecta; Lepidoptera; Pieridae
Source: the annotation of a GenBank genome assembly